This is a messenger RNA of Dioszegia hungarica, 1038 nucleotides long. RefSeq lists its product as uncharacterized. The coding region runs from base 1 to 1038 and encodes 345 amino acids. NCBI's taxonomy places the organism in Eukaryota, Fungi, Basidiomycota, Tremellomycetes, Tremellales, Bulleribasidiaceae. The record is from RefSeq and is a predicted model, not a curated record. The transcript is spliced from 2 exons.
AUGCCCCGUCCCAUCUCCUCAGCUCCUCGGAAGCGAGGUUCCACGUGCGACCGUCCAAGCCCUCGGUACCCAAAGGGAGACUGCAUGUUCUACCCAUACGCCUCCGCUCCCUCGGUCCGCCCUAUCCACGUCCACAGCACUCUGCGUGUUGUCUUUAGUGUUGUGCCCAACAGCUCUACCGAAGCUCUGGGUAUCAAACUCAAGGCCGCGCUCCUGGCAAGGGGCGUAGUCCUGCUCAACAAGCCCAGCGAUCCCAAGGCAUCCGACGCUCACCUCACAUUCCUCAUCGCAGUUGCCCACCCAGAGGAGGACCGCCUCGAGCACGCCGCUUUUUCUCGCAUCAGCUGGGCGGAGCUCAUCCCCCUAAUCUACCGUGUGGAAUGCCAGGGCGCUGCUCUCCGCGACUGCGUUCACGGCAAGAUUCCCUCGAUUCCCAUGACCGUCAGCACCCUCCUCUUCUUCACAGAAGACCACUCGGACGUAAAGGCAUCGCUUGCAGCGUUCGAGAGACGUUGGAGAUGCCCCAGUGUCGCUAUCCCGGAGAUGCGCAUCCGCGCUCGUUCCCUCACCCCUCCCGAGUUUGAGGGUGACUUUGAUAUGGAGAAGCACGGUCACCUCCUCGUCGCCGAGUACGUCCCGGGCUUUUACUACAACUGGAGGGACUGGCCCAUGGGGGGGUCCAGGGACGGCAACCCAACUGGGUCUGGUGAUCCCGAGAUUGUAGCUGCCUGGGAGACGAAGAUGAUCAGCCUGGGCAGGGCGAUAAGGGGUACUGGGGAGACGGCUCCGGAGGAUGAUAAGGCUGGAGAUGGGCAUGUUGAGGAGGCGGUGGAGGCGGUCGACGCCCCGCUUAAGCCAAAGGGCAAGAUGGAACCGCUGCCUCUAUCCCCUCCCGGUCUGUCAACGCGAUCGCGGGGCCGUCCAAGUCCAAGCCAGCCCAGUCGGUCAGCCUGGUUCCUUACCUCGAUGACUCCGACUCGGACGACGAGGAUGAGGCCGAUGCCUAGGCCCCUGUCUGCUGUAAUCUCCUCGAAGUAG